Messenger RNA from Pseudogymnoascus verrucosus, 1333 nucleotides. RefSeq lists its product as uncharacterized. The transcript has 3 exons. Bases 121 to 1119 code for a protein of 332 amino acids. Lineage: Eukaryota; Fungi; Ascomycota; Leotiomycetes; Thelebolales; Thelebolaceae. The record is from RefSeq and is a predicted model, not a curated record.
CAAGUACUGGACUUAUAACAUCUUCCAGGAAAGUUCAAUCUUUUUUCAACUUUAAUAACGUAACUGAUAACCUCGUAUAGUAUUCCUAUAAAUUAUUUUUACUUUUGCUAGAUUUCGAUAAUGGCAGCUGCUGCUGUGCAAACAAUACCAGGGCCGGAACGGCACGUAGACGGCCUAGCCGUGCCCUCUGGCAUUGGAGCGAAUCAGGGAGUUAUCAAGAAUGAACAUAUCCAAAGGCUCCGUCCCACUCCAAAGGAUACUCCCAUAUCUGAGAUUCGAAGGAGGCUGAAGGAGGACGGAUAUAUAUUUAUGAAAGGCCUGAUACCACGCGAAGACGUCUUAAACGUUCGAAAACACUACUUCCAGAACUGGGCCGACACCGCGCUCCUCGAGCCCGGAACCUCUCCGCAGGAAGGCAUCUUCAACUCCUCCGAGAACCCGCUCCACCACGGCGGCAUCGGCGCCGGCGACCUGCCACUCAGCGAGAAGGAGGUCGAGACGCUGAUUAGUUCCCACCAUCUCGACAACUACUUGCACUUUCUUGACAACCCGGCCCUGCGCCAGAUGGUACGGGAUAUCAUGGACUGGAAGAAGGAACUCCUCCUCCGACGCACAAUGUUGCGCCAUAACCCCCCCGGUGGGGUCAGCACAGGCAUCCACUACGAUAAGCUGUUCAUGAGAGACGGGGAUGCGUUUUUUCUCACCGCUUGGGUGCCUCUAGGCGACAUUGCCGCGAACGGCGGCGGGCUGAUCUACCUCUCCGACUCCGUCCCGCUCGGGCGCGCCAUCGAAGACGACUUCACCCGUCGCGCAGCCAACUUCACUAGGGCUGAGCGUAUCAACGCGUACAACAUCCACAUGCACAAAUUCGGGAUCCUGUCCAACGACGGCGAGGAGUUCCUGGGGCGCGAGGCGGGCGGGAGGGGGAAGUGGCUGGUGGGCGAUUAUGAGGCGGGCGAUGUGGUGUUUCAUGAUCCGUUUAUGGUGCAUGCGAGUGGGAAGAAUAAUGAUGCUGGGGGGAGGAUUAGGCUGAGUACGGAUUUGAGGUUUUAUGAGGAGGGGUGUGAGGAUAUGGAUGAGCGGUGGAUGGAGUAUUGGAGGCCUGGGGAUGGGCUUUGAGGUGGUUUGGUGUGCUCUGGGUGGGCACAGCGGGAUUGUUGGAAUCGGUGGUUUGGUUUCUAAACUGUGUAAUCGAUGGUGUCAAUGGUUCUCUUGGCUAAGAAACCUGGUGGUUAUAGUAGCCUCCGAAAUUGAGUCGUCAUUUUUAUCACUUGUUUUUGGGACGAACGGGUCGCACUUCUCGAAGUAGUCAUCUAAAUAUAUUCAACCAUAC